UCUACCUGUCUGUAUUCUGUGACUCAUGCGCCCGAGCUGAGUGGGAGUUCCCGAGUCACUGAGCGUGUAAAGUGAUGUCAAAGCAGGAGGCGGAGACUGAGAGGCAGCGCUUUAUCAUUCCAGCACACUGUAAACACUGUGCUCGUGUACCCAACAGAGAAACAGUCGGAGGAGAAGAGGCGCAGCACAGUGUCAGGUUGGGAGCAGCAUUUACAAGGAAAUAAGGGUUUUUAUCAUUCCUGUUUCUUGGGAAGAACAAGGCUCUGGAAGACCUGACAAUAUUGCAGAACCCUCCCUUCAGUUAAGACUCCAUUAACCUAAUUAUACUGUGGGUAGCUGUCUUGUACCUGUAAAGAACUGGACAGGUCUUACAAUUUGAAGCGCCCAUCUUUUAUACCUCACACAAAAAUUGAACGACCACCUAAACCUAAAGAGGAUAUAUGGCUUCACCACAGCUCCUGCGCGAAGUAGAUUCUGUGGAUACGCAACUAGAUGUGCAUAUGGAAGAGCAUGCCAGUGACCUCUCGAAUGGAUUCCAAAGUAGCAGCCCGUCCGGCAACGAUGAAGGAAGCCAAAGUCAGCCCAAGCAAAGCACUUUACCCAACGGCCUGAGGAAAAGCGGCAGGAAGCACCAGGACUACAUUAAGAUCUCUGUGCCUGAACCAAAGAACCGUCUGCCACUGGAAUGGUGGAAAACAGGCAUUGCCUUUGUCUACGCCCUCUUCAACCUGGUACUAACCACGGUCAUGAUCACUGUGGUGCAUGAGAGGGUCCCGGCAAAAGAGACCAGCCCACCCCUGCCCGAUAAGUUUUUUGAUUACGUUGGUCGAGUUGAAUGGGCUUUUUCUAUAUCAGAAAUAAAUGGGAUGAUUUUAGUAGGACUGUGGUGCUGCCAGUGGCUGUUCCUUCGAUACAAGUCAAUAGCAGCAAGAAGGUUUUUCUUCAUAAUGGGAACCCUUUACCUGUACAGGUGCAUGACCAUGUAUGUUACAACGUUACCUGUGCCCGGUAUGCACAUGAAAUGUGCUCCAAAGCUACACGGAGACUCCCAAGCCAAGCUGCAGAGGAUCCUGAGAUUGAUUUCGGGCGGCGGCCUGUCCAUCACAGGCUCACACAUCUUGUGUGGUGACUUCCUCUACAGCGGGCACACUGUCAUGCUCACACUGACCUACUUGUUCAUCAAGGAAUACUCACCCCGUCGCUUCUGGUGGUACCACUUGCUGUGCUGGCUGCUGAGUGCUGUGGGAGUGGUGUGCAUCCUGGUGGGACACGAGCAUUACACAGUGGAUGUGGUCAUUGCAUACUACAUCACCACCAGACUCUUCUGGUGGUACCACACCAUGGCCAAUAUACAGACACUGAGGUCCUCUCCUCAAAACUACCUGUCUCGGAGCUGGUGGAACCCAGUGUUCCGGUUCUUUGAGAAGAACGUGCAGACCCAGGUGCCUUGCUCCUUCUCUUGGCCAAUCGCCUUGCCUCCCAGCUGCUUCAAGUCCUCCUGUAAAAACUACUCCAUGGUUCAGAGCACCAGGAGACAGUGAAGCACGUGUGCACACACACAUACACACACACACACACACACACACACACACACACACACACACACACACACACACACACACACACACACAACCAUACAGCGCUAUGGCAUGGAACGCCUUUUUUUUCACAAUGUCAUGAACACUUUGAAAGAUAAUAGAGACCAAAACACUAGCAGUUCAUGCCAAAGACAACAAAGAAGUGCUGAUAAUAUAUUAGCCAAUAGGACGAUAUACAAAUGAACCUGCUAAAUAAGAGUAUUUUUCUGGCAGGUUUUAAACGCAUUUACUUUUUUUUUUUUUAUAUAUUACAAACUGUCUACAGAAACAAAAAAAAUCUAUUUAUAUCAGAAUUUCUGUGACCAAGUGCUUGAGAAUGUGUGUGAGAUUGAGUGAGUCAGUGGGUGUCUGUAAAACUUAAAGAAUAUGAUUUUCUGUUAAACUAUGUUCCAUAAUGUUACAUAUUUUAAAGACAAAACAGGCAAAAGGUUAAACUUGAAAAUAUAAACUUGACAUUUAUAUGUAUCUUUAAGGUGAACUAUUUGUUAAAUAAGUUUAAGUGGUUGUACCUAAAGAAAUAUAUACUUUGCUAUAUAGGUAGUAAUCUAAAAUACCGAUCUAUAGAGGCCUCAAUUGUGCUGUUUGAACUAAACAUUAUAUCACAAAUAUGUACAUUAUUUCCAUUUUGAAACAUGGUAAUGCAAAGGGUGUGCAGUCACAGUCCUGAAGGGCCAUUCCACUUUGGACACCCCUGCAAUAGAUAAAAGUCUUCCCUACCAGGACACUUGCACUUUCUUGGUAAUUUUCCCUCAGAAUUAUCUUCAUCUUACUGGCUGCAAAGCAUGAAGGACAUUAUGGGAGGCAGCUGGUUGUUUACUAGGAAAGACAGUCCUACAAUUUCACUCUCCAGGUGACAUUACAAGUGUGAGACCAUCAGAAAGGAAGGCCUGCAAUCUGCUUUUACCUAGUGUAGUUCCAGGUAUAUUUUCUAUAAUGAAAAUACAUGUUUGCUAAAAAAAAAAAUGUAUUUCUCGCAAAACUACACAUUUAAGGUCUAUAUAGUGAUGGAUGUGGAAAAUGGCUGGAAUUAUUUUGUUAGCUAAAAUUACUACAAGAGCUAUUUCCCAUGUCUUUUAUUUUUAGCUUCAGUUCCUUUUCAGAGCCCCCCACCCCUUAUUGUUUAAUUCAGUGGAGGAUACAACUAUUAAAAACACAUAUGAGCUGAUAAAUAAUCAGAACUGACCAGAAAAUUUUAUGUUUACAGUUGUAAUCUUAACACAGCCAAGACCAAGACUGGCGGCAGCUUUGCAGUGGGUCAGAAAUCACAGACCAAAGAGUCUGAUGUUAUGAUUGUCUUUAAUAUAUGCAUAAGAUGACUGCUUGGUUGUGUCCUUAACGAUAAGAUCUGAAGUUCAAAACUAUUUUACCUCUGGUGGCCGCCAUUUGAAUUAAUAUGACAUGUAAUCACAUGAAAAAUCUCUGUGGCACGUAAGAUGAGCUUGGCAUGAAGUAAGCAGUGGGUUAAUUUAGGAGUUUCUAGAUUGCAAGACAGCCUAAGAAUCCAGGCAAAUAUGUUUUAAAAGUGCCAAAAUGUAUUAUAUAUAUAUAUAUAUAUAUAUAUAUAUAUAUAUAUAUAUAUAUAUAUAUAUAUAUAAAUGAAAAUACAGCUCAUCCUGGGAUCUUUAUUUUGGUAGAGCCAGUUUAAAGCAUUGCCUCCUUUUUAUUUGGGAGAUGAUCUUCAUUGCACUUAGAUACUGCUGAAACGCCUUAAUUAUAGCAUGUAUAUGGAGACAAAAGUGUUAAUUGUGUUACAUUACACAACUCAUAUUCCACAGCCACAUAGGAAAACAAAGCCACCUCUUAAGCAGCUGCAGAAACAUUAUUUUAAUUAUGUUGUAGUCUAUUGUGUAGCAACUCUUGUUUUGUAGAAAACAUAUUUGUUUUUGACAGCUUUUUGUAACGUUAUAGUAAAAUUAGAUGCGCAAAGGUUUACGGUGGGCUACUUGAAAAAUAUUUUCUGGGCAAGCAUUUACCUAUCUUUUUUUUUUUUUGGUUUGUUUGUUUGUU
Messenger RNA from Acipenser ruthenus (sterlet), 3605 nucleotides. Its product is annotated as phosphatidylcholine:ceramide cholinephosphotransferase 2-like. Gene Ontology annotation, molecular function: ceramide cholinephosphotransferase activity; sphingomyelin synthase activity. NCBI's taxonomy places the organism in Eukaryota, Metazoa, Chordata, Actinopteri, Acipenseriformes, Acipenseridae. Bases 441 to 1541 code for a protein of 366 amino acids. Gene Ontology annotation, cellular component: endoplasmic reticulum membrane; Golgi membrane. The record is from RefSeq and is a predicted model, not a curated record. Gene Ontology annotation, biological process: ceramide biosynthetic process; sphingomyelin biosynthetic process. The transcript has 6 exons.